GCAGUGAAAGAGAAGCAAAACGUCAAAUUCAAAAAAAUUUUGAAAUUUCUUCAGUUUAUUCACUGAAGUAAAUUCAAUCUAUUCCUUUAUAUUAUUGCUAUUAUAACAGCAGUUUUUAGGUAUUCUACUAUAAUAGAAUUACUAAAAUGUAUUUAGUAAAAAUCGCAUAUUAAAUAGAUUCUCCCGUUUGGUUAAAGAUAUUCUCUUACCAUGGAUGAACCUUUAGUACGUUAUGAGAAAAUUGACUUUCUAGGAGAAGGCCAGUUUGCCACCGUAUACAAAGCCAGAGAUGUCAAAACUGACAAAAUAGUAGCUGUGAAAAAAAUAAAAAUAGGCUCACGGUUAGAAGCUCAGGAUGGCAUCAACAGGACGGCACUCAGGGAGAUAAAAUUGUUACAGGAACUGCAACAUAUAAACUUAAUAGGACUUUUAGAUGUAUUUGGACAGAAAUCAAAUGUCUCCUUGGUGUUUGAUUUUAUGGACACCGAUUUAGAAAUAAUAGUUAAGGAUAAUAACAUUGUACUUACACCUGCAAAUGUUAAAGCAUACAUGAUUAUGACAUUAAAAGGUUUGGAAUAUUUACACCAAAAUUGGAUAUUACAUAGAGAUCUAAAACCUAAUAAUUUACUUAUAAAUAGAGAUGGUAUUUUGAAAAUUGGAGACUUUGGGCUUGCUAAGGCAUUUGGGUCUCCUACUAGAAUAAACACACAUCAAGUUGUGACAAGGUGGUAUAGGUCACCAGAGUUAUUAUUUGGAGCACGUCAAUAUGGUACAGGAGUGGAUAUGUGGGCUAUUGGUUGUAUAUUAGCUGAACUACUGCUAAGAGUGCCAUUCUUACCUGGAGAAUCAGAUUUGGACCAACUUACGCGUAUUUUUCAAGUAUUUGGAACACCCACUGAAGAAAUUUGGCCGGGUAUGAAGUGCUUGACAGACUAUGUACAGUUCAAACCGUUCCCGCCACAACAGCUGAGACAUAUAUUCAGUGCGGCAUCUGACGACUUGAUACAACUGCUCGAAAGUCUCCUAUCCAUCUAUCCACCCAAGAGGUGCGAUUGUACACAGGCCCUGCAGAUGCCUUAUUUUAGUAAUAAACCAGCUCCUACAGUUGGUCCAAAACUUCCUAUGCCAUCCAGUAUAUCCAAAUUAGAAAUUGACAAACCGUCACUUAAGAGGAAAAUUUUAGAAAACCUGGAUGGCGGUUCAAGAGCCAAAAGACUGCAGUUCUAAAUAUUGUCAGAUUAUGUUCAAACACUGCCACUAUCUAGUAACAAUAUUAAGUGCAAUUGUGAAGAUAAUCAAGUAUCUAUAUGUAAAAGAUCAAUUAAGAUAAUGAAGUUUACUAGGAUGUAAUGUAUGAUAAUUUUAUUCCGUUUAAUAAUAUCUCUCUAGUGAAUAAAGCAGGACUUUAAUAUUCCGAAAUUUUUUAUAAAUUAAAAAACACCCUAUUUUUAUAUAAAUAAAAAAAACCUCUAAUUUCUUUAGUUUUACUGAUAAAUAGGAACCUAUAAUCCCAGACAUCUGAAUAAGGGUCAUAUUACUUAUUAAAUAGAAAACUUAAAAUGGUUUUACGGAAUUACAUUGAGAACUCGUCUGCGUGGGUAUCUCAGUGGGUAGACUGAGAAGCAAGCUAAGCAGCUUGUUUUGUAAAAUGCCUUUCGGUUGAAGGGUGAGACAAGACAGUGUAAUUACAGGAAACAGGUCAUCACAUCUUAGUUCUCCGGAAUGCCGACGCAUGACUGGUAUUGGGUCACAUGAUAAGGCGAUGUCCAAAAUGCUAUUCAUAUAACAUGCCGACAACCAAUUGGUAUCAGAGAAACAUAAAAAAGGUAUGACAGUAUAUAUAUAUAAAAAAAUACAAUUUCGAUAUAUGUACACAAGUAUUCGUGAUCACCAUGUAUGAUUAUUAAAAUGCUUAUGGAGUGAACUAAAAAAAUGAAAUCACAUCUAGUACCUCUUGUUUUAUAAAUACCUACUAAUAUAUUGUUGUGAUUAUCACUGAAAUAUUAAAUGAUAUUUCAACGGUUUUAACGGGCAAAUGAGGUUUAAAGUGUCUAUAAGAAAAAUAAAUAGUGCAAAGUAUUAAUAUAUUAUCUCAGUUUUACUUAUUUUUUUAUACACCGGAAUUUACAUAAUCCUAGUUAAAUGUUGUUAAUAAUAUUAAUAUUAGGAAAUAUCAAUAAAAAUAAAAUUAACAUUAAUUAAUUAAUUAAAAUAGCACAAGUUUAGGAAGCGAAUAUAAUGUAAAAAUAUAAUCUGUGGGUACUAAUAGUAGGUAUAAAGACCAGAUUGUGAAUGAUUAUUGGAAUUAAAUUAUACACUCAAUCGUACAUAGUUUCUGAAAAGCACAGUAUAAUGAACACAUUGACGGCACUGGGAUAAGUCGUAUAAUACAUAAUAAUUGACGUUCAGUCACUUGGAAACAGGUACAGCUGUUACGAAC
This is a messenger RNA of Achroia grisella, 2440 nucleotides long. It is a transcript of the gene Cdk7, whose product is annotated as cyclin-dependent kinase 7. Lineage: Eukaryota; Metazoa; Arthropoda; Insecta; Lepidoptera; Pyralidae. Bases 211 to 1227 code for a protein of 338 amino acids. The record is from RefSeq and is a predicted model, not a curated record. Gene Ontology annotation, cellular component: transcription factor TFIIH holo complex; nucleus; cytoplasm. The transcript has 7 exons. Gene Ontology annotation, molecular function: RNA polymerase II CTD heptapeptide repeat kinase activity; cyclin-dependent protein serine/threonine kinase activity; ATP binding. Gene Ontology annotation, biological process: protein phosphorylation; positive regulation of transcription by RNA polymerase II.